AUGAGGGGAAGAGGAUAUGAUACAGAAGAACUCCAUCGUACUGACUUGUACAGCUUAUGGCUGUCUGUUACCAAUACCUGGAAGUAUGGGAUCUCGGCACUAGCUAUCCUCUUGCUCUUGGUGGCCCUCACGAUCUUAGCUUGCCAGAUGUGUCAGCUCCAGAAACACAAGAGUAUUAAUAAAAAGAAGAAAUACCACAGUCAAGGCUGUGUUAAGAGAGAGGCAGAGAAGGGCACGUCAGGAAAGAAAAUACCACCUUCUCUCCUUGACAUGGCCAAGCAGAACACAGAUCUCAAGAUCGAGAAGUUACGAGCUGAGCUGGACAAGCCAAGUGCCUGCCUUUCCUUCUCCUCCACCAGGACGGAGAACCUGAACGGCGUGAGCAGUGACUCGGAUUUCCUGCACAGCUCCCAGGGCAAACUGAAGUUUUCUCUCCUCUACUGCAGAGAGCGGUGCGAGCUGCUUUUGACAGGCCUGGAGGCCAGGGGCCCGCCUAGCCGAGGCCGUGCCAAGUCUGCUGUCCGUAUCCGACUGCUGAGGCAGGUCCCGUCCCGCAUCCCUGGGCUCCAGUACAUGGUCCAUGAAUGGCAAAGCCAGGUGGUGAAGAACUGCGGCAGGCCAGCCUUUGGGGACAAGUUUGUCUGCUCCCUGCGGGACACUGAGGUGGAGAAGAGCACUCUGAAGCUGGAGGUUCAAUGCUUCGACAAAUACUCCAGAAAUGCUGUGCUGGGAGAAGUCAGAGUUGCCCUGAGAGACCUAAAGGCUUCCCAAAGCCUGGUUUUAUGCGAAGAGCUGCAGAAGAGCACAAAGGACGUCGUGGGAGAAGUGCUCGUGUCCCUGAAGUGCCUUCCCAUCUCCCAGAGGAGAGAAGUUGGGCUGCUCAAGGCAAAAACUGCUCCCCCUUGCAGUACUGCAAAUAAGAAUGUACAUGCAUGGACAGAUGUUUCCUGCAGACGCCACAAACAAAAGCCCCAGAAAUCCAGGCCGCGGGCCCACGCACCACUCAUCGUUUUCAACGAGACUUUCCUGUUCCACAUGCCCGAGCCUUCGGCAUGGGACUGCACGGUCCUUGUCUCCACCUGUGAAGCGGACUCUGACCCCAGGCACCUCAUCGGACAGGCCACCCUGGGGAACACCAGAGCGAGCGACGCGGCUGACCACUGGCACCUUAUGAGAAAGUCUGUCCAGCAACCCGUGGCUAAAAGGCAUCCUCUGCUCAUUUAG
Messenger RNA from Struthio camelus australis, 1224 nucleotides. The record is from RefSeq and is a predicted model, not a curated record. NCBI's taxonomy places the organism in Eukaryota, Metazoa, Chordata, Aves, Struthioniformes, Struthionidae.